Messenger RNA from Scophthalmus maximus (turbot), 8377 nucleotides. It is a transcript of the gene negr1, whose product is annotated as neuronal growth regulator 1. The record is from RefSeq and is a predicted model, not a curated record. The coding region runs from base 440 to 1516 and encodes 358 amino acids. The transcript has 8 exons. Gene Ontology annotation, cellular component: neuron projection. NCBI's taxonomy places the organism in Eukaryota, Metazoa, Chordata, Actinopteri, Pleuronectiformes, Scophthalmidae.
CGAGCCACUGGGAGAGAGGGUUGCCCGGGAAACGGCCGCAUGGCAACAGGAUCAGAGCCUGGGGGUUGUCUGCUUCUAGGUCUGCUCCCAUUUUGCGUCGCGUUUCCUCACUAGAUGGUGUGCGAGCCACUGGAGAGUGCACUUCCCCCGCACAGUGGUGGGCUCCGCGCGCAGCACAGACACGACGCAGACCAGGGGAAGCUACGCGGAGGACGGGCUUUUGCUUGGCCAGGAGGAAAAGUGUGGGAAUUAAAAGCGUCGUUCUCGUCGGGGCUUUCCUUUUUUUAUUUUUCUUCUUCCUUCUUUUAAAGCAAACUCUCCCCCCCCCCCCAUCCCCCAUCCCCCCACACACCCACCCCCAUCUCCGGUUUCUGCAUCAAGAAGAGUCGGGGAGAAGCGACCACCACCACCACCACAACAACAACACCACACAGCUGCGAUGGACACAAUGGUCGCGGUGCGGGACGCGUGCGUCUCCGGCCAGUGGCUCACUGCGAUCGUUCUCAGCCUGUGCUGCUUCCUGCCGUCCUGUUUGCCCGCCGGACAAACUGUGGACUAUUCCUCGGUCGAGAGUGUGGUCAGCAGACAGGGCGACACGGCUCUCCUGAGGUGCUACCUGUUGGAUGGGAUCUCAAAAGGAGCCUGGCUGAACCGCUCAAGCAUCAUAUUUGCAGGGAACGACAAGUGGUCUGUGGACCCGCGCGUGUCCAUUGUGUCCAGUGUCGGCGACAAACAUGAGUACAGCCUUCAGAUACAGAAAGUGGAUGUAAGUGACGACGGCCAGUACACGUGCUCUAUUCAGAGCGAGCGCAACCCACGUCCGAAGCUCCUCAACCUUAUUGUAAAAGUUCCUCCCAAGAUAUACGACAUUUCCUCCGACAUCACGGUAAACGAGGGCAGCAAUGUGUCGCUCAUCUGUACAGCCAGUGGGAAACCGGAGCCAACCAUUUCCUGGCGACACAUAACCCCAUCAGCCAAGAAGCAUGAGAGUGGCGAAUAUCUUAACAUCACGGGCAUCACAAGGGACCAGGCUGGAGACUACGAAUGCAGCGCUUUAAAUGACAUCGCCUCUCCUGACACCAAAACAGUAAAAGUCACAGUCAACUUUGCCCCAUCCAUCCAUGAGAUGAAAAGCCACGGAGUUGGUCUGGGGCGCACAGCUCUGCUAAGGUGCGAGGCGGCUGCUGUGCCUUCUCCAACAUUCGAGUGGUACAAGGGUGAGAAAAGGAUUAUGAAGGGUCAAGGCAUCGACAUCAAGAGCCUCAGCUCCAGAUCAGUCCUCACCGUGACCAACAUGACAGAGGAUCGUUACGGGAACUACACGUGUGUUGCCUCCAACAAGCUCGGGACGGCUAAUGCCAGUGUGCCUCUCAUUCCAAUUAUUGAACCCACCACCACUAGUGCUGUCUCAAGCCCAGCGCCCAACACCGCACCCUAUGGGACAGGAAGUGCACACGUCCCGCUGGCCUGCCGGUACCUGGUCCUGGCUCUGUCCUCCUUCAUCAGCGUGUACUAGGCCAACGCAGACACAAUGACUGUCGAGCAUUUAUGAAUCCUUUUUGACAUUGCUGAUGGCUGGAAUCCAAUCUGGUAACAGUUUUCUUGAAAAUCCAUGAGGGGAAAUUAAUCAGCGUUACUUUGUGUGUGGGGAACUUCUUUUUUUUCCUUUGCUUUUUGGUGGAAUUUCUGUCAUGUAAAUACUAUGAUGUUUUUUUAUCAUUAUUAUAAUUAUUAUUAUUAUUAUUUCCGCCUGUUUUUAUGAUUGACCACCUUGUGAAUCAGUGCACCCCCCCAACCCCACUCCAACUCCAAUCACAUCAGAAUCCUCCAAACCUCCCGAACGAGACACUUUCAUGCCUCUGUCUCUGGGAGGCAAUGGCCUAAAAUUGACAUUUCCGUUUUUUUUGGGACAUGGCUAAAAAAGAAGCAAUUGUGCCAGUACACAGAAUCACCAUACCAAUGUUGUAUUGAAUGUAUUAUGGGUUGUUGAACAAAGGAAAGACAUUUAGAUUCCUAACAAUAAAAAAUUCUGAUUAUGGAGUGUGCUUAAAAAUACAGGGGGGGGGGGCAGAAAAAAACAACAAAAUAACAAAAAAGGCAGGGCUCUUUCAGGACCCGUAUUGUCAUGAUUACUCAAUAGAUGGAUGGACAGUGUUGAAGGUGUGCUUUGUUGUAUUCUGAAAUGGGUCGUUCAGUUACUAAGCCUGCUGAACAGCUUUGAUCAGGCAGCCGUUAAAAGUAGCAAAGUAUCCUGUAUUGUAUCUUUAUAUUUUAAUAUAGUGUAGGCUUUUGUUUUGAAGUGGGACCAGCUUUUCUCAUUUGACCAAGAACAGUAACACAGUUCAUGACUUUGUACAGUGUAAAGGGAGGAACAUCGCUGCCCUAUGUUUACAUUUUUCCCUCGAAAAUAUAACUACUACAGUAUAUUCUCUAAUACUUUGGUUGCGGUGAGUCCACAUAUACGUGAAUGUCAGAACAAACUGUUGUUGAGGUUGAGAAGAAAAAGCAGAUGUAGUAUCUUCUUAAAGAUGUAGUUCUCUGAGACACGUGUUUUGUCUCUGAAUUUGCGGCGUACCUACUGAUCAUCUUCUGGCUGAAAACCCACAGUCACACACUGUAGGUGACUUCAGGUUUUUGGCUUCAUUUUUUUUGGCAGGAUACUUCGAUGAUUGAAAGCAGCAUCCUGCAGCACAGCAUUUUAUCCCUCUCAUACCUCACAGAUGAUUCGGUACUUACAUAGGUUACAAUCUGAGGUACGGUCAAUUUCUAAACUUCAUAUUUAACAUAUAAUUGAAAUCCAGAGAGCCAAAGCCUAAUUUAAGAUUUGUAGUAAGUUCACCAACAUAUGUGAUUGAGUACAUUAUCUACUACUCUGACACCAAUCUGAGACCUUCUCGUGUUAAUUAUGGGCAAGAGGACACAAAUAAUUAUGAACAUGCGCAGACGCCUCUCUCCAAAACGAGUGAGUUCGCCACGAACAGAUGAUCAGUCCACAGAGCCGGUGAACGUCCACGGGAGAUUCAGAGUCAAUUAAACCAUGAGGUCGUUUAAUGGAAGAAAACUGUGGACCAUUUGUUUCACUCAUAUUAAUUAUAUCAAGGAUCAAAAACAGUGUUAUUGUGAGGGUUUCGCUUCCUGACAAGACUGUCAGCAUGGCACAUUCAUCUUCAAGUCUCUUCUUAUCCAUGGUGUGAACAGAGACACUGUACUGUAAUGCCUUAAUAGAACCGUUGACAUUAAAUUAACCUCCUUCAGAAGGACACUUCCAGAUGCUCUCUCGAUAUUAUACAACUCAUUCGUUUGACACUACUGAUGAUUGAAUGUUCAUUAGCCAUUCAAAUUAGGCAUUAUAUCCACCGAAACUAAUCUCUCAACCUAUGGCUCUCGCAGGUAUUUUUAAUAAGCCAGUUGCAUCGGAUACAAAUGCAGUAUUUGUCGUACAGAUUAACAUGUUUGCAAGUCUUGUUUGGAUCGUGUCAUAUUUUGCCCCCCGAUCGAGGGACUAACAGUAUGUAACUGCAAACCUAUAGAGAAAUAGCCAUCGCAGUUAAAAGACUUAAAGCACAAACACUGUUAUUACUUUUAUGUUUCGUGGUGCUUUGUUUUGAGGUCUGCUAAACAUUUUUCUUUCUCUUUUUUCGUUUGCACUUAAAUUGUUAUCAGCUUGUUUUUAAAAAAAAAAUUAUGAAAAUACUGCACCAUAUGAUCUUGUUUAAAUGUUACGGUAUAAUGAAAAUGGUUCAGAAAUAUAUUUAUUCUCUUCCUUUAUGAAAAUCAAUGUAUAAAAAAAUACAUUCGAAACAUGUAAAACUGAAUAUGUGACAUUUAUCUGAAUGAGGCUCAGUAUGGCAUAGUUUAUAAUGUUGUCGGGUUCAUUUAGCUGCCAUAACUGUUGUUGAUUUUUUUUGUCAGAGUACAUUAAAAAGAACAAAUGUUUGCAAUCAAAUUACCUACUUUUUGAAACGGAGAAGGUGUGAACAAUAUAACAGUAUUAUAGAACAGAAUCAAUGUGUGUAUAUUUGGAGAAAGUAGGAUACCUUUUGAUCUUUAGAGCCAGUGUGUAGUCAUAGUUUUCACACACUCGCGUGUUUGACGGUGUGCAGAGAAGUAUGAUUGUGCUGCAUGUCAAAGUUAACCCGUGUUUUUGAGGUGGCCAUUUUACAGAUAAUCAUAGAUUUCUUUUUGAACGGAACCAGUUUGUUUUUUGUUCUCCUUAAAAACUCUUUUGGUCCUCAACCCUGGUCUAAAAAUACAAGCCUCUCACAGAUCACCAGGCCACGUCUGUUUGUGAUUUAUUUGAAACUUAAACCGCUAUUCAGUCAUGAUAAUUAUUGUGGCACAUUGGUGACAGUCUGGAGUUCUAUUGGUUGCUUGUCUAAGCGGUUAGGACCAUGCUAGUAUUCCAUAUGAAAUGUAAUGGAUGUUAAUAAUUUUGAAUAAUCGGUUUUAACAAGUCCCUUUUAUCGAAUCACUGUUAUUUGUAAUAAAAAUUCUUCAUGUUACAAUAUAAACUCAUAUCUGAGUUAAUAAACAGUCAAAGGGGGUUUGUUAUUAUCACUGCAGGAGGGUUGGAGCCCCCAGCACACCAUUGCAAAUGUUUUCUUUGAAAUAUAAAAUGUCCUAAGCGGCGUUUUUCAUUUUUAGACUUUAUCAUUUUUAUCAACAUUUAUUUCACGAGUUAGUUUGGGGGAACGAAGCACUGCAGUGCAAGCCGAUGCCUCUAUGCUCGGUGGUUCAUGGAACUGCAUCUUCUGUCCGUCUGUGAUGAGCGGAAUCCAUCAAUUUAGGUGUUUUCUUAUAUUUAUAUUUCAGUACGAUCAGCUAAAGGCCUGAGCUUCUCCUGUCAAGCUGUGCAUUUUGUAAUAUUAGCUAAUGUUACAAGAGCUAAUUCUAAUAACUACUUUUCACUACUAAACCUAGGAAAUAAUAUUUAAAAGUCAUAUCCAUCACACUAAUGUUUUAGCCGUCAAAUUAAAGAUAUUUGGAUCAUUUGUUUUGUUACUCUGCUACAAUAGUAACAUUACAGUAUUAACAUUUUAGUUUUUAACAUUAGCCAAGAGCUAAUUUUACACAGGUGAAAGCCCAGGUUAAAACCUUGUGUCAGUAAACAGUAAAAAUGAAGAAAUAAGAUGGCAAUAAAAUUGAAACAAGCAACAUUGAGCUGAAUGAGGGCUUCAGUAAAUUGAUUUGAUUUUCUGAAUACAAAUUAAUUAGCAAGUUCUUUUGAAGUUGAAAUGAAGUUGACGAAAAUAUUCAUCAGUUGAACUCUGGUGAAACUAAAUGAGAGCACUUGAUCACCCAUUCUUUUUUGUUUCAUUAUUAUCAUCAAACGUUGAUGUUUAAAAUAAAUUAUAAUAUCCAUUCUCAGAUAAUUUUAUCGUUAUGUUUAAGCAGUCACCAGAUGCACGGCUUUCCCUUUUUUGUCCAUCGCCCCCUUUGAAAAGAGCCGCUGGGCUCAUGCCACGUCCCCCCGUACGGACCGACACUGCUGGGAUUAUUCUCCACGUUGGAAGACGUGAGGGACGUAUUGGUCUGUUUUUUCACAGUCUUAUCUUGAGUUAUUGAAUCAUCUUAAUUGUGUAUCAUCGAAUAUGUGAUCCCCUCCCCUUUGCCCUCAGACACUGUACAAAUCCUCCUGAGCACAGAUGGCCAGUUGCCACAGUACACAGGAUUAAUCACCGUUCGCACUGCGUCGUCGUCGCUGACUGUGGUGUGUCACUCAGUAUCCUUGAUCUGGAGAUAUUCACCGACCACUGCUCAUUCCUCCCAUGAUGCAUCCGGGGUAGAUUAUACCUUCUUUUCUUUUUUCCCCAGCAGCACAGGGCUUUUGAGUAUCCUUUGGCCUGAAUACGCUCUUGACUAAAUCACCCACGACUGUGUGUGUGACCUAGCUCGUAAAAGUUCAGCUUAAAAAGUCAUGUUGAUGUACAAGCUGAGAAGAGGCCACACCUGCGGAGAUCACUGCCUCGCCUCGCGCUUCCUGCUGACACUGGAGGAAAAAAAACACUUUUAAAUGCAAGAUAAGAAGGUUUCUGAAUAUUCAUAGUGCGUAGUUCUAGUGCAGCCCCGCAAUCCCCUUCCUGGACUUUAAAUUGGCCAUUUCAAAUCGCUCUGCUACUCUCACCCCAACGUAUCGGAAUAUACUCUUCUCUCUGAAUGCAUCUGUUAAAAGUUUGGAUGUGUUGCAUUGCAAAAACAGUGGCUGUUCCAACUGAGUCUCGGCGGGCGUCGCGUACUGUACUGAAUGUGCCUUUAAAGUAUUUCAUCAAUCAGAACCCUUCUUUAGAGAAUUAUUGCCAACUCAACCUAAAGCCAUUGUAUGCAGCCUUUCGCUCGCUUAAUAGUUUUCAUGGUAUUGCGCGUUUAUAACAACAAAAUAUUCAAUAUCUCAGCAAAGAAAAAAACUACAAAACUCUACUCCAGAGAUACAUGUAUCACAUAAUUACAUGUAUUUGUUCUUGUCUGAAGAGGGUCACGGAACAAUUUAGUUUCACAGUUGUUUUGACACACGCGGCCCCUAAAUAGCAGGAAAUGUAUUUUUCUCUUCUAUCUUUUUGAUAGGCGACAUGAUUAUGAUUAAGGAACACUUAGGUCUGAGUGUAGCCAUGUGGAUUCAUCAGCCAGAGAAAUAUAAGCAGGAUUCGAGUCAGGGACAUAAAGGGACAUAAAGGCACGUUUGUUCAUAUUCUUCCUGUGAUGUGAUUAUGUCGUGGAAAAACGCUGAAAUUAGACAUUUUGAAUUGCAUAUACAAUAAUCAACCUAUCAGCAUAUGUUUUCAGCACAUAUACAGUGUAUUGUCCUUUCAACACCAAAAAAAUGGAUGUUUGAAGUUUAUAUUCUGCAAAGUUCUACAUGUAAAACGGCGUUGUCAUGCAGAAAGAUGAAGGCAUCACAUACAGUGGGUUAUGGAAAUGACUAGCACGGUGUCAGGGUGCUGCGGGAGACUGGAGGAGAUGUACGUGAGCGAUUCCCUUUGACCCUGCAGUUAAUGAAACCCUUCCUGUGCCUUUGGUCGUUUUAACUGGGAGAUUGUGUCAUACCAUACACCUCACUGGAGCUGCUGCCUGGCUCCGGAGUCGACAACCCACUCCCUCAAGAGGCAUGCUGAGUUGUCAGAAUCAAAAAUAAUAAUAAUAAAAAAAAACCCUCUGGUUCUUGAGUGCUUGCAUUCAGUUUUGCAGAUAUGUUUGUCGCACAGCAGGCAAAAGCAAUUCCUCCUGUCAAAGAAAAAAAAUAUAUCUCGUCUAACCAGGCUAUGGGCAAGUUUGAGUCGGUUCUAAAUGGAAAAGUAAAGAAAAAAAAGCUCAGUUUAAAAAGAAAAAAAAACAUUUCGAUUGGUACAAAAAGUGAGUAAUAUCUGCCUGGUGUGACUCUCUGUUUCCUUUGAAAUCGGAUAGAAAGGCUGCUGCCAAUGUAAGGGGGACGUGCUGUUUAAAAAAAAAGAGGUUGCUUCAAGUAUUCAACCUGUCCCUCAUUAUUUCCACUGAACUGGAAAAUAAGUUGCCAGCCAUUGAUGCAGAGCCUGAGAUAAUGCCGGGGUUUUAAUGCAAGCUAUCUAAGCCGGGUCUCUCCAUGACGCCAGUAACGGAAUCACAAACUGCAAAGAGUCUUCACGUGAAGCUCCCCCCGGCAAUCGUGAGUUUUCAUGAAAGAUUGAGGAGGCCGACGUGAGGGAGAAGAAAGUCAUCAUUUCACUGACAGUAAAUGCAAUCCUAUUUCCUUUUGUUGCCAUGCCUCAUGAAGCAGAUUACACAUUGCUUCACAAACACUGGAUGACACAGCGAAUCCGUCAUUUGUUGCACCAGUUCAUCAUAAGUAUGUGUCUCUUGUGUCCGUGUAGAUGGAGUGACCUCUGGUUGAGUUCAACGCUCGAGGUGCAGCAUUUCUUCUAUUUGUGUCCGUAGACGAAAAAUACUCAGUUAUGACAUUUUCUUUUUCUUUUUGCAAAAAUAUGUGAUUGGAAAUAAUAAGACUGAAAGGACCAUAUUUGAUUUUUGUGUAUGAACUCUUAUUUCUCUUUGUCUGGGUUUUUUAAUUUUUGUUUUAAUAUUCAAAUAAUGUGAUGAGGAGUGUCCAAAUUGAAAUGUUUACCUAUUGUGUAUGAGGGUCCUUUAGCCACCAGGUAUAUAGCUGUACAUUUAUAGGCUCUAGGUCACUGGAAUGAUAUAUAUGGCUUUAAGUGGCAUUGAUAUAUCUAAAUAUAAUAUAAAUAUAUAAAUAUAUAUUGAUAUUGUCCAAAUGAAAAAAUCAUGUACUUUAAUUACUUUAAAGCUUACACUGUGUAUAGCGCGUAUGCAAGUCCAUUUUCAUCAUGUUUGAUGUGAUUUUGUAGCGGUGGUUUGAUACUAAUAAAUGGCAAUUGAUGAUGGAAUUAUA